Pocillopora damicornis (cauliflower coral) is the source of this 2568-nucleotide messenger RNA. RefSeq lists its product as uncharacterized. Lineage: Eukaryota; Metazoa; Cnidaria; Anthozoa; Scleractinia; Pocilloporidae. The record is from RefSeq and is a predicted model, not a curated record. Gene Ontology annotation, molecular function: protein binding.
AUAAGGCCAAUAUAUUAUUUUUCAUUCUUAAAAAAGAUCAGGCGGAAGUCACAUUAACACUUAGUUAAAUGAUCAGUUGCUCCAUAUACCCGAGCGAAGCUCGGCCUUUGCAUGAAUUUCCGAUUUGAUAAUAGAGAUUGGUGGGUCUUGCAACUCAUUUCGAUAUUUAUGCGUGCCUGUCAAGCAAAUUCAUGAGUCAGCGGAUUCUUACUCACGCACAUAGCGAACGUUUCCUUAUUGUCGAGUGGAGUGGGAACUCAUAUUGUCAAUGUGUCGCUAAAAAAGUUGACAAUGUGGAUUCUCGCUGGUUUAUUACUCGUUUCUUUGGAGACCCUACUCCUCGACUUUGCUUCUGGUGGAAUAUGUCAGCCGCUCAACACAACUUUGUUCAAUAGCUGCGUACAGGCGGGUUAUUACAAUUCUUCCGCAUUUGAUUCUGGCAGACAAGGAGAACUUGCAAGUCUUAUUUUCAACUUGCAGAAGAGGUUUAACUGCUCUUCGUUGACUAAUCUCAUGACUUGUCCGCUUUAUCUUCCAAUUUGCCAAUCGACGAAGCUACCUUGCAAAAGUACGUGCAAGAAGUUUCUCUCUGACUGUAGGAACGUAUCAAGCGAAAACGAUGGAUUAAAAGCAUUAUUCGGCGGCCUUUGCGGGGUUCUUCCGUCGACCCGAUGUACGUCACAUUCAACCCAUUUUAACGACAGUGGCACGGAUAAUUCUGAUAUCACAUGUCACAAGCUUGUUUUGAAAACAUGUCAGAAUAUGGGCUAUAAUUCUACAUCUGUUACGACUAAAUAUCAGAAGUUGGUGGAGUCAAGUACUAUCUUCAAUCAAGUCGGUAGCAACUCAGCAAAGCUUCGAAAAGUUAUCUGCAUGGAGAUAGCGCCGCCAUGCGAUAAACAAAACAGCGGUAAAUUACAAGUUCCCUGUAGGUCUUUGUGCAAUGAUGCAUUUAACGAGUCACGUUCACAGUUUAUGAAAGUCUUCAAAAACCAGAAAUACUGCUCAGCUUUGCCGAAUGCAAACAAGAGUAGACAAGAGUUGUGCCAACUCAAGACUUGGCCGGAUAAUGUUUAUUAUCCCAGCGGUUUGUGGAUGUCUCUUAAUAAGCAAGCGCCACAAAAGAAGAAUCCAACGACGCUAACCGCAUCAGAAACCAAAACAACUCAAUUAGUCAUGCAUCAAACGUCACGAAUUUUAAACACGCUUAAAUGGUCAACUCAUGCCCUUACGUCCUCACCAAUAGCUGCCACUACCGCGCACCAGUCAACAAAAAAAAUGUCUACGCCUGCACCUUCUGCUACAGGACCCACCGGUGUUACAUCUGGAAUCAGUGGAAAUACCUCUUCACCAUCGAUUAUGAUAAUCGCGCCAACAUCAACGAUCGAGGUAACCACGCCUGAAACGUCGACCUCCAAAACCGUGUCGCCUGCGUCCACCACUGAGGCACCCAAACCUUCACCAUCGACCAAGGUAACCACGUCUGCAUCUCCUACAAAUAAACCCAGCUCACCUGUGCCUAGUACUGAGGAAACCACAUCUUCGCCACUAACCACGGACAAGACGUCGGCUUCGACGACAAAGGUGACCACGCCUGCAUCUCCCAUUAAUAAAUCCAGCACACCUCUGUCUAGCACUGAGAAAACCACAUCUUCGCCACCAACCACGGAGAAGACGUCGGCUUCGACGACAAAGGUAAUCACGCCUGCAUCUCCUACUAAUAAAUCCAGCACACCUCUGUCUAGCACUGAGAAAACCACAUCUUCGCCACCAACCACGAAGAAGACGUCGGCUUCGACGACAAAGGUAACCACGCCUGCACCUCCUACUAAUAAAUCCAGCACACCUCUGUCUAGCACUGAGAAAACCACAUCAGGUUCGUCCCCGAAAGUGAGCGCGAGUAAAGAUGGUAAAAUGUCAGGAGGAACUAUUGCGGGUAUUGUGGUUGGUGUGAUUGCUCUCAUCAUUGCCAUUGCAGCUGGUGCUGUUUGCUUCAGAAGGCACCGUCGAGUUAAAAGCCAAUACAUGCACAGUCUUAUGGUGGAUAUGGACGAGCUGUAAGAAACUUAACGACUGAGAUGCGAGUCUUUUCUGAUCUUGCAGUCAUCACGUUUUUUGAUGCUGUUGAUUCCACCAUAAGAACAUGGUAUUUCAUGAAUACAAAGGCAAGUUAAAAUGGUCUUCGUGACAGCUUGAAGCAGAAGGAAAUUAAUUCCCUAGGUUUACAUCAGUUUGACUAGGUACAGCAAGAAUUAGUUUUCGUAAAAGAGGAAUGAGGAAGCAAAAAUGGAUUAGUUAUUCGUAGGUCCCCCCAGAAAGAAGGUUUUUAUUCCUACUCUGUUUUGUGGUUAGUUUUGUUGGUUUUCUUGAGAGCAAUUUGGUAUCUUACAUUUGUUGUUUUUGCAAUACACGCUGUGAUUAAAAUCAUUCCUUAGUUCGGAUAGUAUUAUACUUAAUGAGAAAUUACGAAAGGAUGUCUGUGUCGUCAAAUCUUGAAGUUUUAGACUUAAACUAAAUUAAAUGUCAAACGAGAUCACUUCACAAAUAAAACACUUGUAGUGAAAGACA